Messenger RNA from Symbiodinium sp. CCMP2592, 1101 nucleotides. The record is from the annotation of a GenBank genome assembly. NCBI's taxonomy places the organism in Eukaryota, Dinophyceae, Suessiales, Symbiodiniaceae.
AUGGCCCUGGCUGUUCCGCUGGUGCCGGCGGGCUGUCGAAGCCCAAGGCUUCCUUUGUGGCCUGCCUUGCGGCGCCGGCCGCCGGCAUCAGACAGCAGAAGACGGAGGUGCUCCUUGACGCUCGGGUUCAUCGCAGGGAAAGUCUCUGGAGCCACCAGGUCGAGGCGACAAGCUGGCGAAGUGGAAGAGCCCUGGGAGGAUUCCGAGGAGGUCGACCGUCAGAUCGCGGGACUGCUCGCCAAGAACCUGGUGCGUGUGGUGCAGAGCCAGAGGGUACCUGUCUCAUCGCUACACACAGGACAGCGACUGACGGGCAUUGUCCGGGCCAUCGAGAGCUUCGGCGCCUUCGUAGAUGUCGGCGCCCAGCGCGAUGGCUUGGUGCCGAUUCAGCUGAUUUCGGAGAAGUACGUCGCCGACGUCUACGAGGAGAUCAUGCCUGGUCAGAAGGUCACCGUGUGGGUGGAGGAGGUCAAGAGCAACGGCCGUCUCACCCUGACCAUGUUGCCAAAGUACCUCAGACCGCCUUCCGUGGUUCGAGAGGACCUCCUUGCCUUUCGCCAGCUCCCGGAGGAUGUGUGGCUCAGAGGGCGGGUCAACACACGCAAAGCCAGCGAGGCUUUGGUGGAUGUCCCUGUUCCAGGCCAGAAUGACAAGUACUUCACCGGCGUGCUGCGCGAGAGGGACCUCGCAGGAAGAGUGGCGCUGCUGGCAGACGGCCAGGAAAUCCAGGUCAGAGUGCUUCAGGUGGAGCUUCGCAACCGCCGGCUCAACCUUUCCGCCAGGGCAGCUCCGACGAAGCCCCGACAGCGGGCGACGCCCUCGAAGCAGGCCGAUCAGGCCAACCUCGGCCUGUUCCAUAAUGUUCCCCGCGACGCAUGGCUUGAAGCCGACGUCGAGCGGACGACGCGCUCCGAGGCAUUUCUGCGUGUCCAUCAUCCCGGCAUCUUAGACGUCACGGCCGAGGGCCAGGUGAAUGUCUCAAGGAUGUCGGACAUGCCAGUGGAGGAUCCGGCGGAGAUCGUAGAGAUCGGCCAGGAAAUCCAGGUGAAAAUCCUGGACAUCGAUUUGAAGAGGAGGCGGCUGGUGUGCUCGAUGGUGUGA